This is a messenger RNA of Penicillium griseofulvum, 717 nucleotides long. RefSeq lists its product as uncharacterized. The transcript has 3 exons. Lineage: Eukaryota; Fungi; Ascomycota; Eurotiomycetes; Eurotiales; Aspergillaceae. The record is from RefSeq and is a predicted model, not a curated record. Bases 1 to 717 code for a protein of 238 amino acids.
AUGCACCCAAGAUUGGUCUUACGACUUGGUCACUACACGUUUGAGUGUCGCUGGUUUAUCAGCCAUACGUCUCUAGUGAACCAUCACUACCCGUUGUGGCAAUCCGUGGAUAUCACCAUCCAGAAGUUGACGCCAGGGACUACCGACCGACACCUGCCUAGCACAACACCACCUUUUGAGCACGGGGCGUCUUAUGAACAGCACAAUGCAACAGCUGGUCUUUCCGUCCAAUCUCUAGGCCUCGAUGAUACUGGAACAGUGGUUCUCGGGAAGGCGGUAAUGGAAACCGACUUCUCCCGCCUCCCAAACGUCUUCGCUAUUGCAGCAGGAGGCAUCAUCAUCGAUGUUCACGAGUCGAUAAAUGAUGUCGCUGCAGAUCUAGAUGCUUUCGAGAAGGAGGUGCGGAAUCGACUAUCGUUCCCCUGGGUGUUGGAAAAGCGACAACCAAGACAGACAUUGGUAUUUGUGGGGAAUUAUUGGUGGUAUCCGACAUACGGGGGUACAGGACGAAAUCACUAUUCAGUUGCAAAAGCCCUCGAUAUCAAUUUGGUGGUUCUGGAUGCCCCAGGGUGCUGGCUGGCGGAUCCGAAGCAUGCAGAUCUGCGUGGCACUUUCCUUCCCUGUGACUUGACUCGGGAUGAUGGCCUUUGCUAUAGGAUCAUCGAGACUUUAAGUCACUACAAGGGAGGAACCGAUGGGAUUGUUACCUUUAAGUAA